Meloidogyne enterolobii is the source of this 659-nucleotide messenger RNA. The record is from the annotation of a GenBank genome assembly. NCBI's taxonomy places the organism in Eukaryota, Metazoa, Nematoda, Chromadorea, Rhabditida, Meloidogynidae.
UUUAUUUAAAAACCAGAAAUCCUCCUUUAUUCGAACUUUCAUCUCCAGCCUUAAGCAGCGAAAAUAGAAAAGAAUUGCUAACAAUUUUGAAUAAAUUUUGUUCAGAAAAUAAUGGGGAACAAAUACUUUAUUUUUUAAUUCAAUGUUUUAUGGAAUAUUUUUGUGAUCUUGGAGAAAAAGAAAAGGAAAAACAAAAAAUAAUUGAAAAAGAGGAGGGGAAUGAUUUAACAAUAAAUAUCCCUUUACCUUCUAAUUUUUAUUCUGGCAAAGCAAUAGAAGAUAGAAAAAGUGUUUUUCAAGGACACGUAACUAAAUUGGAUUCAAAAGACAAGGUCCCAAAAUUACUUGAAUCAUUAAAAACUGUUGGAAAAAUUGCUCGUGCUAGACACAAUCCAUAUGCUUGGCGUAUUGUUAAUGAUGCUAAACGAGCUAUUGAACAGCACGAUUGUGAUGAUGAUGGAGAGACUGGCUCAGCUUCUAAAUUACUUCGACUUCUUAUGCAAAUGGACGCUAAAGACGUUCUUUUGGUUGUUAGUCGUUGGAAAGGCGGCAAUAAAAUUGGACCAGAUCGUUUUAGGCAUAUUUGUAAUGCUGGACGUGAUGCAUUAAUUUCUGGUGGUUUUGUUGUAGUAAAAGGAGAAGGCGAAAAAAAUAUAUAG